UAAAUGUAAAUACGGAAGUUACGUCAAACGAGUUCUAAAACAGGGUUGCUAGAAUUAACUUGAGGUAUUUAUACAUUUUAAGGCUUAUGUUUGGUUCAGACUGUUUAAACUUCUUAAUAGCUUGAAACAGAUCUUUUCUAAAGCGUUGGUACCAUUGUUAGCUUGGUAGCUUUUCGAUUAAUGGAGGGUAAAAAAGAGAAGACGUUUAAGUUCGUCAUUGUCGGAGGUGGCAUUGCGGGUGUAACAUGCGUGGAGCAGCUAUCAUCUCAGUUUCCAUCAGAGGACGUGGCUCUGUUUACAGCAGGUCCUCUCAUAAAGGCAGUAACCAACUAUAAACAGGUGUCCAGAACAAUGGAGGAGUUUGAUGUUGAGGAGAGACCAUCCAGUGUUCUAGAGGAGAAGUUUCCUAACCUGACUGUCAUCCAUUCUGCUGUCAAAUCACUCCACACACAUUCACACUGUGUGGAAACCGCAGAUGGUCGAGUUUUUGGGUACAAGAAGCUCUGUAUUUGCAGCGGUGCCCGUCCAAAGCUUCUGACCCAGGAGAACCCUAAUGUGCUAGGGAUCCGGGACACAGACAGCGCACAGGUGUUUCAAAAACGUUUAUCCAAAGCAAGGAGGAUUGUCAUUGUCGGAAAUGGAGGGAUCGCCCUGGAAUUAGUGUAUGAGGUGAAGGGCUGUGAAGUGAUCUGGGCUGUGAAGGACAAAGCCAUCGGAAACACCUUCUUUGAUGCCGGAGCGGCGCAGUUUCUCAUCACGUCACUUGAGGCCGACAAAGCAGAGGCAGCCGGUCCUUGCAAGCGGCUCCGCUAUACCAUGGAGGAACCAGCGCCUGAUGCUGUACAGACCUUCACAGCAGACGAAUAUUCCCGCGGGCAGAACCCUGGUGCUGUUGAGCCUGGCAGUGCCCUCGGGCCAGACUGGCAUCGAGGAAUCGAGCUGCAGGGAGCAGAGCAGGUGUCCCACAGAGUUUCAGUGGAAUACCAGUGUGAAGUUAAACAGAUCUUCACCUCGGAAGAGUUUCUCCUCUCCUCAAAUCAAACUCUAAAAGCUGACACUGCAGGAUCCUGGCCUGUUUAUGUCCAGCUGACCAAUGGCAACACAUUUGGCUGUGAUUUUGUCGUCAGUGCCACAGGGGUUAUUCCAAACACAGACCCCUUUCUCCACGGCAACAAUUUUUUAUUGGCAGAUGAUGGUGGCCUUCAAGUAGACGAUCACAUGAGGACCUUAGAGCCAGAUGUGUAUGCUGCAGGAGAUGUGUGCACAGCAUGCUGGGAACGCAGCCCACUUUGGCAGCAGAUGCGCCUGUGGACACAGGCUCGUCAGAUGGGCUUGUACGCAGGCCGCUGCAUGGCGGCUGACGUCCUCUCCGAGUCGAUCGAGCUGGACUUUUGCUUCGAACUCUUCUCGCAAGUCACCAAAUUCUUUAACUACAAGGUGGUCCUGCUGGGGAAGUUUAAUGCACAGGGUCUGGGAUCCGAUCAUGAGCUGCUAGUUCGCUGCACCAAAGGCCAGGAGUAUGUCAAGGUGGUUCUCAGCAGGGGCAGGAUGGUGGGGGCUGUGCUGAUUGGAGAAACGGACUUAGAGGAGACUUUUGAAAACCUGAUCCUCAACCAGAUGGACCUGACGGCGUAUGGAGAGGAGCUGCUCAAUCCCAACAUCGAUAUCGAGGACUACUUUGAUUAAUCACCGCCGUCGCCAUGUUUGAGACUUUGGGGCAUCUCCGCGUUCCGAAGAAGCCUGCAGGGCUCCUACGCUGUCUGGAAAUGAAUGGGAUUUGCUUUUACCAUCUUCCAAGUCAGAAUAAGCAGGAGGGCUUUUCAGACUCCAUUCUUAUUUUGUGAUCAAGAAGAUAAAAAUCUAUAUUUCGCAAGAAUUGAGACCUUUUACGGUGAUUAUGUCCUCCAUCUUUCAUUUUUUUCCAACUCAUUGAUCGUUUGGGUUGUUGAGUUCGUGACAUAAUGCACAGAUAAGAAGUUUGAAAAGUACAUGUGUUAUAAGUUGGUUCAGAUCCAAAAAAGCACUGAAAUAGCCCUUAACUUCAAUGUCAAAAUGGAACGUUGUGUUUUUCAUGAUUGGAGGAAUAUGCAGAUAAUAAAACCCAGUUAGAUAAAUGCUGUGUGCUCAAAUGUCUAUGUUCUCAAACCUGUCGGGGAAAAAUAGUCUGGAAAAAAUAUGGAAUUUCAGGCAUGGAACAAUUGUUGGAAAUCAAAGCAUGUGAAUCAUUAUUAUACAAAUAAAUCCUCAUAAUGCCAUAGUGUUGCUUUGGAGGGCUUUGAUGUUAAAAGACAACUUUGUUCAUACGGUUGCAAAUGUAUUUAUGUGCUUUAAUUAUUUAAAAAAUAAACUGUUUUCAGAAA
Molecule: messenger RNA, 2360 nt
Organism: Girardinichthys multiradiatus
Lineage: Eukaryota; Metazoa; Chordata; Actinopteri; Cyprinodontiformes; Goodeidae
Gene: pyroxd1
Product: pyridine nucleotide-disulphide oxidoreductase domain 1
Exons: 13
Coding region: 181-1686 (501 amino acids)
Molecular function (GO): oxidoreductase activity; flavin adenine dinucleotide binding
Source: RefSeq, a predicted model, not a curated record